This is a messenger RNA of Staurois parvus, 1011 nucleotides long. Lineage: Eukaryota; Metazoa; Chordata; Amphibia; Anura; Ranidae. The record is from the annotation of a GenBank genome assembly.
AUGUCUCAGACAGUACAGACCAAUGGAGCUCAGCCACUCAGCAAAACAUGGGAGCUAAGUUUAUAUGAACUGCAGAGAACACCACAGGAAGCAAUUACAGAUGGGCUAGAAAUUGUAGUAUCCCCCAGAAGCUUGCACAGUGAGCUUAUGUGUCCAAUUUGCCUUGACAUGCUGAAGAACACAAUGACAACUAAAGAAUGUCUGCACAGGUUUUGUGCCGAUUGCAUAAUAACUGCUCUCAGAAGUGGAAAUAAAGAAUGUCCAACAUGCCGUAAAAAAUUGGUCUCUAAAAGAUCAUUGCGCCCAGAUCCUAACUUUGAUGCCCUCAUCAGUAAGAUCUACCCAAGCCGAGAUGAAUAUGAAGCUCAUCAGGAAAGAGUACUGGCCCGGAUCAGCAAACAUAACAAUCAACAAGCACUGAGCCACAGUAUUGAGGAAGGUCUUAAGAUACAAGCAAUGAACAGAUUACAAAGGGGGAAGAAGCAACAAGUUGAAAAUGGGAGUGGAGCUGAAGAUAAUGCCGACAGUUCCCACUGCAGUAAUGCUUCUGUACACAGUAAUCAAGAAGCUGGGCCCAGCAACAAGAGGACAAAAACGUCUGAUGAUUCUGGUUUGGAGCUGGAUGCAAAUAAUGAAACUGUAACAAUGGAUCCUGUGUUGGAUGGAUCCAAUGAGAUAGAGUUGGUCUUUAGACCUCACCCAACACUAAUGGAGAAAGAUGAUAAUGCUCAGACACGGUACAUAAAGACUUCUGGAAAUGCCACAGUUGAUCAUUUAUCUAAAUACCUUGCUGUGAGAUUGGCUCUUGAAGAAUUUCGGAGUAAAGGAGAGACCAACCAGAUGAAUCUGAAUGCUGCCAGUGAAAAACAGUAUACUAUAUACAUUGCUACAGCCAAUGGACAAUUUACAGUUUUAAAUGGCUCAUUUUCCCUGGAACUGGUUAGUGAAAAGUACUGGAAGGUAAAUAAACCCAUGGAACUCUACUAUGCACCUACUAAGGAGCACAAAUAA